Molecule: messenger RNA, 5665 nt
Organism: Tachysurus fulvidraco (yellow catfish)
Lineage: Eukaryota; Metazoa; Chordata; Actinopteri; Siluriformes; Bagridae
Gene: kcnj6
Product: potassium inwardly rectifying channel subfamily J member 6
Exons: 3
Coding region: 232-1476 (414 amino acids)
Biological process (GO): regulation of monoatomic ion transmembrane transport; potassium ion import across plasma membrane
Cellular component (GO): plasma membrane
Molecular function (GO): G-protein activated inward rectifier potassium channel activity
Source: RefSeq, a predicted model, not a curated record
CUCUCUCUCUCUCUCUCUCUCUCUCUCUCUCUCGAAUCAGUGGAAGAGAAGAUGACGGGAUGAGAGGAGAUGGAUUUUGCGGUGAGAUGCAGGGGGAACGGCGAAAUUAGCGACGUGUCCUUAUUUACGAGCCACUCGAGUCCGUGGGAACACGCCGACCGAGGAGUGUGGAAAAAAAUGAGUGAGCACGGCGUUUGCUAAAGACAGGCUCAGACCCUUCCAGAAGGCCAAAUGGAGCAGGAUGUGGAGAGUCCCGUCACAGUGAGACAGCCACGGCUGCCCAAACAGGCACGAGAUGACCUGCCCAAGCAGCUUCAGGACAGCGAUCGAGUCAAGAGCAAGGCCCAGCGUUAUGUGCGCAAGGAUGGCAAGUGCAACGUGCACCACGGCAACGUUCGCGAGACCUACCGCUACUUCACAGACAUCUUCACCACGCUAGUGGACCUGAAGUGGCGGUUCAACCUCUUCAUUUUUGUGCUGGUCUACACAGUAACGUGGCUCUUUUUUGGCUUUAUGUGGUGGCUGAUCGCCUAUGCUCGAGGGGACCUGGAGCACAUAGGUGAUAAUGCAUGGACGCCGUGUGUCAACAACCUGGAGGGUUUUGUCUCGGCCUUCCUGUUCUCCAUUGAAACUGAGACAACCAUUGGUUAUGGGUAUCGGGUGAUCACAGACAAGUGCCCAGAGGGAAUCGUGCUUCUGUUAGUGCAGUCGGUGCUGGGAUCAAUUGUGAAUGCCUUUAUGGUGGGCUGUAUGUUUGUGAAGAUCUCACAGCCUAAGAAACGUGCAGAGACAUUGGUGUUCUCUACCAACGCAGUCAUCUCAAUGCGCGACGGGCGCCUCUGUCUGAUGUUCCGCGUUGGUGACCUGAGGAACUCACACAUCGUUGAGGCCUCAAUCCGAGCUAAGCUGAUCAAGUCCAAACAGACCAAGGAGGGGGAGUUUAUCCCCCUCAACCAAACAGACAUGAAUGUGGGCUAUGACACGGGAGAUGACCGCCUCUUCCUUGUGUCCCCACUCAUCAUCUGCCAUGAGAUCAACCAGCAUAGCCCCUUCUGGGAGAUCUCCAAAGCCACCCUCGCUAAGGAGGAGCUGGAGAUUGUUGUGAUUCUGGAAGGCAUGGUGGAGGCCACAGGAAUGACCUGCCAGGCUCGCAGCUCAUACGUGGCCAGUGAGAUCAAGUGGGGCUACCGCUUCAUGCCCGUGCUCACGCUGGAGGAUGGCUUCUAUGAGGUCGACUACAACAGCUUCCAUGAGAUCUACGAGACUAACACACCGAACUGCAGCGCACGCGAGUUGACCGAGAUGAGCACACGUUCACGUCUGCCACUCUCCUGGUCCGUGGCAAGCAAACUGAGCCAGCAGGGCCUGCUAGACUCACACAAUAAUGAUGCGGAGCAGGAGAAAGUGAGCAGCGAGACACAAGAGCAGGAACGCAAUGGUGACAUCGCCAAUAUGGAGAAUGAGUCCAAAGUGUAAAGUGAAACAAGCAGGGCAGGGCAGAGAGUUUGCUUCCUCUCUCUAUUUGACAAAAAUCACGUCCAUUCUCAGACAUUGGUCAGACAUCCACAUCAGAGGAGGGUGAUAUGACAAAAAUAUAGCACAAUACAUGAAGGCAUUUGUACAAUACACAAUAUAUAACAAGGUAUAAAGACUUGCUGGCAAAUUGCCAGUAAAGCAGUAGUGCUGCAUUUAAAGCCAUAAUAUUUAAUAGUGAAAAGAAGGGAAAGAAUUUAAUUCUUAUUAAAUAUUAACAUUUUACAACAUAAACAAAUAGAACAAAUGGCUUACAUCUAAUCAUCUGCUUCCAACUUUGUAGUUGUUAUAAAAUUAUUGACAAUAUCCACAAUCUCAGAAUGUGUAUUGUGACAGUUAGUCAUGCCAAUCUCAUAUCGUCAUAUUGCACAGACUAUAUCCUCUCUCUCUCUCUCUCUCUCUCUCGAACUCUCUCUAUCGGCCCUGACACACCAAGCUGACUGAAAGCCUACUAAAUGACUGUAGUUUUGUAAUGUUUUGGCCCUUGUUAGCACAGAUCAGUGCCAAUUUAACAUGUUGUGAGCACGUUAGUUCUCUAACUCACAGAAUUAUACUCUCAAGUUAUUAUUCCUUAUUUGUCAAUGCUAGCUAUAUUUAAAUUACAGACAGACCAUAUAAACGGUUUCUGAAACUAUAUACUGGUAAAUGUUGUACGAUUCUUACAGUAGUAUGUUAUUUGGCAUGCAAUUCUUAAUAUUUCAACUUUUCUCUUUUUUAAUACUAAUACAUAAAACUGCCUUCAAAAAAAAAAAAAGACACAAGGGGAACUUUAUUCAGUUUUGGUUGGUGCUAGUGUUUCAAAGUCAGAUUGGUGUGUCACUGUGGAGAAGACAUCAUGCCAGAGAGAAAGCAGUUGCACUGGAGGGGGAUGUAAAAUCUAAUACACAGGUGGUAUUGCUUUAGAUUUGUGACAUGAGCACAAUGUGCCACAUUAACAAGUAAAACCUUUAUUACAGUGCUCUUACAUUACAGCACUUUAUCUCUUCAGUGAUAUUAGCAGUCACUCGUGUAAGUCCCUGUUAUAGUUCCUUGCAUCUUAUUUUAUUGCAGUCAUGCCACACUGAAAUGCAAACACUGUCCAAUCACAGCUUGUACUGAAUUUAGGAGUGUGGUUGACCUCUGAGCACAAAUUCCCAUUGGUUUUUGCAUCCGUAUUAAAAUCCUUUAUAGUUUCUUACAUUUUAUGUAAGAUUUUGUAUUAGAUCAUUAGUACUUACAUGUGAUAAAACUAUCAAUAUUGCUAAAAAGGUUGCUUAAAAGAUGUCAACAAAAUUCUUAGACUUAAUUUUAGCAAGAAGUAGGAUGAAAAUUGUUGAAAUUGCUGCUUUGUUUGAGGAUAGUGACAUGCUGAUGUUUCCUAAUUGGAACUUAUUACAGUAUAGUAUACAGUAUGUGUAUAGGUAAAUUUUUAUGUUGUGCAUUUAACACGUGUAUAUUCUUCCAGAGUGUAUAUUUGCAGCUGAUUACGUUAUGCAAACCCAUAAUAGAAAGUGCAUGCAGUAUGCGGGAAUGAUGCCGUCCUAUAAAGCAGGGCAAGAAUUUCCUUAAUAAAUCGUGUUCCUUUACCAUGCUUGUAGUAUGUUAAACGUGAAUAAAAUACUUAUCUGAAAUAUCCAGUAGCCUGCGAUAUUUCCCUGUUACUUACUAAUCCUGGAAUAAGAAAAACAUAAGAGCAGAGCAGAACAACCAUGGAUAGCUAAGCAGUACAUUUGUGACAGUUUUUGAUUCAUUAGGUAUCCAGAUUAUUAAAAUAGAUAACAAAUUCCUCUUCUUUGUAUGAAGGUACACUACUGCUGCAAGCAAGUCUAAAAAUAAAACGUGAUCAUUCUUGGUCUUGUGAGCAGUAAGUGUUUAGUUAUUUUAACAAGUUUAUCUUGUAUUAGUGACAGAUAUGAAAAGCUUGAUGAGAAGAAAAGAAGAAAUAAAGAAAAUAUAAACAGUAACCCCUAGUGGAAAAUGGUGCUUUCAGGUCCUUCCUCGAACCCCACCACAGUCUGUGUGCUGUGAUUGGAUAGUGGUUGCAUUUUAGUGUGGAGCUGCUGCAACUUAGUGAUGAAAGCACACCAACACCAUCCAACAAGGAAUUCUAUUCUUUUAUUAUGUGAAGUCAACAUUAAAUUCUUGCAGGAGUUUUUUUUUUAUUAUUAUUCUGGUAAGUUGUCCUCUCUUGCCAUUCAGUCUGUUUACUGCUUUUCAUGUUUCCCCCCGGUCGCUUUUCUAUAUGGCACGGAUUCUUUUCCAUGUGUAACGGCCAUAAUGCACAUUCUCUCACAAUCACACCCACACACUUUUGCACAAACCCAAUCCCCUCGCUUAAGAAAUUAAACAAUCUCUCUGCCUUUCUGUCAUCUCUGCUUUGCUUUGCUGGACACCAGUCUGAGAUCAGCUCAGGAAAGAGUCCUAAAAGUCGGGCAGAGCACACAGCCUCCUGCAACCCCUCCGUAUCACUUUUCCUCUUCCUUGCUCUCCAUAUCUCUCGUGCCCCAAAGAGACUCAAGUUGGACAAACUCAGAGGCUUGGGCAAACUGCAUGAUUUCAAAUAAUACAUUUUCUUUAAAAUAAAAAAAACAAAAACAUUAUUUUCAGAUUUUUAAUUGAAAGAUUAAAAGUUAUAUAUGUAUAUGAAUAUAUAGAUAUAUUCUAGGGCAUUUACAUUUGUAUUUUUUGUACAUAUAUUUCAAUAACUGUUUUGUUUGAGAUGAGUGAACAUUUGACAGGUAGCUGUUUGAUACUAUGUUGAUUUGGACCAGGUGUGUAUAUUCUGCCUUUUGGAAGAGGAUUUCUUUACCUUCUGGGUUUUCAGAAACAUAUAUGUAUAUAUCUACGCAUGUACAAACCUUAACUGUAGUUGAUUUACUCUGUAUGAUGUAUAUAAACGAUGGUAGGUAGUUGUAGGUGAGGCGCAAAUGAUCUUUUACUGGAUGCAAAAGCUUUAGCCUGGAGUGUGCGAGUGAUUUCCGAAGGAAGAUGUGUUUGGCCCUGACUGUGCAUGUCUGCUCUGAUAUCCCACUAAACCUCAACAUUCACCUUCAGCCCCCUUUAGACAUCCGUUACUUUCUACAGACUCGUAUUACUUCACACCUUUAAACAGAAGGCGUGUGCAUGUGUGUGUGUGUGUGUGUGUGUGUGUGUGUGUGUGUGUGUGUGUGUGUGUGUGUGCCUCAGGUAGCCUCAGGUGCUGUGUGAGUGUGUAGCUCCCAGAUGACUCAUGGUGUGCUGUUUGCACAUGCUCUCCCUGAAUACUGAGAAACAUUUCCUUUUUUAAUUGUCAAUUAUUCAUCUGGCAGUCAUAAAUGAAAACAUUUUUCCCCUUAAGGCCCCUCAGGUAAACGUUAUCGCUCUUUGAUCGACACUCCAAAAGAAAGUAUAUUUCUAUACAUUUUACAUAUUCCUUCACAAACAGCAUCGUUUGCUGUACAUUUUGGGGAUUUGGGCUUUUACCUCAAGCACUGACAUUUUAGAUCAUCUUUUUUUUCAUUGAACCUAAAUUUUUUUUUCCUGAUCAUGAGCAACCAAAGAGACCAAGCCCUGUAUCACUAAAGCAAUCUGAGAAUAGAAAUGGAAGCUGUUUUUCUUUUUUAACUGGAUGUUUUAAAGGAUAAAACUGAAAUUUGUUACACCUGAAGGGCUUUACAUUUUUCUCAUAGAAAAAAAAUGUAAAUCAUGUUUAGCAAGAACUUAACACACAGGACAAACAUCACUCCUCCAGGACCUUAUUAUUGAUUUCCAGCUCCUUCAAGAAAAUAGAUUUAGUUGAUUAUUAAACUUUCAGAAGGUGCAUUUGAAAUUGGUGGCAUAAAUAAGUAUAUUUUCAACUUCAUAUAUUAACCUGCAGCUUGUAAUCUGUAUAGAAUAAUAGCAUGCCAAGUAUACAUAAAGAUUGAAAGCAUUAUGACCCGUUUUGAGAUGUUGUAAGGCUGUUAGUAAGUUUAGAAUCGGAAAGGCAAUGUGCACCACUCUCAGUGUACAUUAUAUUUGCUGAAGUGCCCUUUAAUCGUGCUCCUCGACGGACUGAGAGACCCCUCUCCUUUUAAGCAAGCCAUCCAGAGGGCAAGACAACCUCCCACACACACACACACACACACACACACACACACACACACACACACACACACACACACUCUCUCUCUCU